This is a messenger RNA of Salvia hispanica, 1153 nucleotides long. Its product is annotated as nuclear transcription factor Y subunit B-3-like. Lineage: Eukaryota; Viridiplantae; Streptophyta; Magnoliopsida; Lamiales; Lamiaceae. The record is from RefSeq and is a predicted model, not a curated record. Gene Ontology annotation, biological process: regulation of transcription by RNA polymerase II. Gene Ontology annotation, cellular component: CCAAT-binding factor complex; nucleus. Gene Ontology annotation, molecular function: DNA-binding transcription activator activity, RNA polymerase II-specific; RNA polymerase II cis-regulatory region sequence-specific DNA binding; protein heterodimerization activity.
CAACGAUCCCGUUAUUAUCAGCAUUGAUCCAACGGACCUCCACAGACUCCCCUUCCACCCCUCUCUCUCCACCCUCUUAUCCCAUUUUCCGGCGCCGGAAUAUUCCUCCGACCCUCCGUUUCCGCCUCCUUUCUCCUCUAACACUUCAAUUCCUUCUUCUUUCGCUUCACGAAGCUUUUUCCCCUUUUUCUGCAACUUCACUUUUUUCUUCCUUUCAGCUGUUUCGGCGGAGGAUUUUUGCUGGAUUUGCAGAGUUAUAGAAGCUGAUUGUGAAGUUAGGAAUCGAAAUCCAAACUUAAUUAGGUUUUUUUCACUUGCUUUUGCGAGUACAGAAUUUUUUCAAUUGGAAGUGAUUUGAUUUUCCCCAAUUUUGUGAAAUUGAGUUGAAAUUGGGAGUGAAGCAUCAAUGGCGGACUCAGAUAAUGAGUCUGGAGGGCACCGUGAGCACAAUUCGUAUCACGAAUUGUCCCCUCGGGAGCAGGACAGGUUCCUCCCGAUCGCGAACGUGAGCAGGAUCAUGAAGAAGGCGCUGCCGGCGAACGCGAAGAUAUCCAAGGACGCGAAGGAGACGGUGCAGGAAUGCGUGUCGGAGUUCAUCAGCUUCAUCACCGGCGAGGCGUCGGACAAGUGCCAGCGCGAGAAGCGGAAGACGAUCAACGGCGACGAUCUGCUGUGGGCGAUGACGACGCUAGGGUUCGAGGACUACGUGGAGCCGCUGAAGGUGUACCUGCAGAGGUUCCGCGAUCUGGAAGGGGAGAAGACGGCCAUGGCCGGGAGGGGGGAGAAGGAGAGCGGCGGCGGCGGCGGAGUGGUGAGUAUGGGGAGCAACGGCGGCGGGGGAGGGUAUGAGGGGAUGUACGGGAUGAAUGUGAUGAGUCAUCAAGGGGGAGGGGCGGUUUACGGGUACGGGCAGGUGGCGGGCGGUGGGAAGAUCGGGUCGGGUUAUCAUAUAGGAUCCGGGUCCGGUGGUGGCGGCGGCGGCGGAGGGAGGCCGAGGUAGCUUAAUUCAGUUGACUUGAUUAAUUAGAUAGGUAUUAUUAUAUUCAAAUGUAUUAUACACUGAUAUAAAUUAUGUUUAUAUUUUUGUAUUGCAUUUUGUAUGUAUAAUAGUAUGAAGAAUGGUUUGGUGUUGUGAAUGACAAUUACAUAUACA